AUGACGCUGCGGACAAACACAGGCAAGCACUGCUUCCCAAUGGCGGUCAUACCAAAUAUCGAUUAUUCGCCCAAGCGCGAUCCUCAGCGCCAAUUCGACUUCUACUCGCCGCCCGUCCCGACGCGCUCGAUUGUCGUCUUUGUCCAUGGCGGCGCGUGGAGAGCGUAUGUACCGUCCGAUUCAUCCCGAUGCGCGUGUGCUCACUGCUACGCGCACUACGCCCACAGCGAAGACAAGGCCGAUCAUGCACCCCUGGCACAGAGCCUGUGCAAGCAUACGCAGCUCGCCGUAGCUGUGCCAAAUUACCGGCUCACUCCAAGCAAUCCCCAAGCCGGAGACGAUGUCUUCAGGCAUCCAGGCCAUGCAGAGGAUCUCUUGCAUUUUCUUGAAUUUCUCAUCCAGUGGCCUGGGCCUGAUGGGAUCACUGGGGUCGGAGGGGGCAUCCGUCGGUUGUACCUCAUCGGUCAUUCCUGCAGCGCGCACAUGCUGGCGUCCAUCUUCCUCGACUCGUCCAAGGUCACACCGUCGCUCGGCCCGUCUGCCACCCUCCUCGAGGCAGUAAAGGCCAUCGUUAUGUCCGAGGGCAUAUACGAUAUCCCCUUGCUGCUCUCCAGCUUCCCGGCUUACCUUGGCUGGUUCAUCGCGAACACCUUUGGGCAACACGACUCCUACGAUCAGUUCUCAACCACGCGUCUCCCCCUCAGAACCAGUGAUAUCAGAUGGUACAUCAUCCAUUCCAAAGACGACACGCUCGUAGACGAGAUCCAAAGCCAAACGAUGUACGAUCGCUUACACACGCUGCUGGGAAGUAAAGCGACCGAGGGUGUAUCCAAGAACAUGGAUCAGAUUACUGGCGACCACAAUGCCAUCUUCAAGGGCGAUGCCUACGUCCGAACAGUGGGAGACUAUAUCACGCGUAUAGACAGUAAUUGA
Molecule: messenger RNA, 933 nt
Organism: Pleurotus ostreatus (oyster mushroom)
Lineage: Eukaryota; Fungi; Basidiomycota; Agaricomycetes; Agaricales; Pleurotaceae
Gene: BNA7
Product: Kynurenine formamidase
Exons: 1
Coding region: 1-933 (310 amino acids)
Source: RefSeq, a predicted model, not a curated record